UUUGAUAACCUUUUGUGUUUGCUAAAACCCACAUUAAAAUUGGAAACAUUUAACAUUUCCUUACGGAGAUAGAGUGAUAUUGAUAAUGUCGACCUUAAAACUCACAGCAAAAAUUUCCAAAUUCUUCCCAAAAUCCACACCCAAAUGCAAUUCUAACCAUAAGGCUCUUCUCACCACUGCCACCAGGCCAUUGCAAUUCUUCAAAAAGGAUAAAGACGUAGCAGAUACAUGUAAGAAGACCAAAGAAGCAGCAGAAGCAGUUGAACAAGGAGCAAAAGAAGUCAGGGAAACUUGUGAAUUUAUGAGAGACACUGUAGAAACAACUGCAAAAAAGGUUACCAAAAUGACAAAGGAGGCUACAGAUAAAGUAUCUGAAACAGCAGGAAACUUCACCGAGAAAGCAAAGGGCACAGUCUCAGGUGCUUUGGGAAUGGCCAAGAAUGCCACUGAAAUCAUCAAGGACAAAGUCGUGGGCAAGUGAAAUUAAAAUGUACGGUUCAUACAUAAAGAACAAUAAACCACUAUAGUUUCAUUUUCUUUUUGCUAUUUUUUAUUCGAUUCCUUUACUUGAUGUGCUAUCAAGACUAUCCAAUUCAUACUUAUAUAAUUUAAUUUUGCA
Molecule: messenger RNA, 619 nt
Organism: Ziziphus jujuba (common jujube)
Lineage: Eukaryota; Viridiplantae; Streptophyta; Magnoliopsida; Rosales; Rhamnaceae
Exons: 3
Coding region: 86-481 (131 amino acids)
Source: RefSeq, a predicted model, not a curated record